Messenger RNA from Acaromyces ingoldii, 1154 nucleotides. RefSeq lists its product as hypothetical. Lineage: Eukaryota; Fungi; Basidiomycota; Exobasidiomycetes; Exobasidiales; Cryptobasidiaceae. Gene Ontology annotation, biological process: regulation of vacuole fusion, non-autophagic. Gene Ontology annotation, molecular function: GTPase activity; GTP binding. The coding region runs from base 197 to 814 and encodes 205 amino acids. The transcript has 7 exons. The record is from RefSeq and is a predicted model, not a curated record. Gene Ontology annotation, cellular component: late endosome; vacuole; fungal-type vacuole membrane.
CUUCGGUAGCUUCCACUUUUCUCUUUGUCCUUUGUUUCUUUCCUAUCCACCAAGAGCGGGCUGUUCCUCGUCCCACACACAUACACACACCUAAUUCGAUACCUGGGCCCACAUAGGACGGUGCCCCCCUUUCCCCUCCGGACACCCCGACCGAUAAGACCUUGGCAGUGGCGUUGAGCGUUGCGACCGACUGACAAUGGCUACACGAAAGAAGGUCCUUCUCAAGGUCAUCAUCCUUGGUGACUCGGGUGUCGGCAAGACUUCGCUCAUGAACCAAUAUGUCAACAAGCGCUUCUCUUCGGCAUACAAGGCCACGAUUGGGGCCGACUUUCUCACAAGAGAAGUCAUGGUCGAUGACCGACUCGUGACAAUGCAGCUCUGGGACACGGCAGGACAGGAGCGCUUCCAGUCGCUCGGCGUGGCCUUCUACCGCGGCGCCGACUGCUGCGUGCUCGUGUACGACGUCAACAGCGCAAAGUCGUUUGAGACGCUCGACUCGUGGCGCGACGAGUUCCUCAUUCAGGCCAGCCCGCAUGACCCGGAAAACUUCCCCUUUGUUGUCCUGGGCAACAAGAUUGACGUCGAGGAGUCGAAGCGCAUGGUGUCGCAGAAGCGGGCCAUGACGUGGUGCCAGAGCAAGGGAAAUAUCCCGUACUUUGAGACGAGCUCAAAAGAGGCCAUCAACGUCGAGCAGGCUUUCCAGACGAUUGCAAAGAAUGCCCUCCAGCAGGAGGCUGAGGCCGAGAUGUACGCCGACUACCCUGACCCGAUCAGAAUCGACAGCGACACGACGCAGAACGGAUGCAGCUGCUGAGCGCUCCAUUGUCGUCUCAUCUCACACAGGGGACUCUUUUCGUUCCGUCCCCUCGCCCUCGACAGUCGUAUUCCCACCCCCAUUUUUCUGGCCUGCCUCUCGCCCUGUCCCAUCUCGUGUCCAUCCUCGGGCAUCCACACUCGCUCGCUCCCGUUUUCAUCGGCCUCGGCCGCUCACUUUUUCUGCAAUUGAAUAUAAUCAUACAGACACAAACACAAUCACGCAGAGCAUCGCAGAGCAGCGCAGAGCAGAGCGAAUGGACCUUGGCAGGGCUGUCUCUGGACGGCACUGGGCGUGGUGGAGAGACGGCAUGCUUCUGUUGAAAAGGAGAGAACGACGA